UUAGAUUAAUUACAUAAAGGUCCCUAAGGUUUAGUCAAAAUUAAAAACAUUUCAUGUGUCUUUAUUCAAUUUCUGUUAGUGGACUAAUGAAAUUUUUAAUUAGUUCAAAUAAUUAUAUUAAUUAGAGUGAUUAAGUUGAAAAAAAAAGAUUGAAGUGGAUCCUAUUUUAGAGUAAUUUACCCUAAUCCUUAACCAAAAAGUAUAUUCGAACUCAGAAGAUAAGGUGGAAGCAUUGGCAAAACAGCCAAGAAAGCGCCAUGGAAGGGAAGCUAUCCUCCGUUGCUAAGAAUUUUACUCCUUCUCCAAUACAAGAGCUCUCACAGCUUGCUCAGAGAUGCAACGCCAUUAACCUUGCUGAGGGCUUCCCUGAUUUCCCUGCUCCUCCUUGUAUCAAAGAAGCUGCUGUUUCAGCCAUUAAUAACGAUUUCAACCAGUAUAGGCAUGUGCAGGGAAUUUGCGAUCAAUUGGCUCUUAAAAUGAAAAAAACGCAUGGUUUAGACGUUAACCCUUUGACUGAUAUAGCUAUUUGCUGUGGACAAUCUGAAGCAUUUGCAGCCGCAAUUUUCUCCAUUAUAAACCAAGGAGAUGAAGUGUUGUUGUUUGAUCCUUGUUAUGAAACUUAUGAAGGAUGUAUAACCCUGGCUGGAGGAAUUCCUGUAUAUGUGGCGCUUGAACCGCCUCAAUGGACCUUGGACCCUGAAAAAUUGAUGAGGUCUUUCACUAGUAGAACAAAGGCUAUAGUAUUAAACAGUCCACACAACCCAACUGGCAAAGUUUUCUCCAGAGACGAGCUUGAAAUUAUUGCCGAAGGUUGUCGCCGAUGGGAUUGCGUGGCUAUAACAGAUGAAGUAUAUGAAUACAUAACAUAUGACAACCAAAAGCAUGAAACCAUUGCCAAACUACCAGGAAUGCAGGAGCGGACAAUUAUAACAUCAUCCUUGUCUAAAACUUUUAGUGUUACAGGAUGGAGAAUUGGAUGGGCUAUUGCUCCAGCUUCUGCUGCUUCUGCAAUCCAAAACAUUCAUAUCCGAAUUACUGAUUCAGCUCCAGCACCUUUCCAAGAAGCUGCCUUAACUGCUUUGAGAAGCCCCAUUGAAUACUUCGAAACAUUGAGAGGAGAAUACGAGUUAAAAAGAGAUUUCUGUAUGAAGUUGCUCGGCUCGGUCGGUUUUCGGAUUCAGUUUAAGCCCCAGGGUUCCUUAUUUCUGUUUGCAGAGCUUCCAAAGGAUUGCUUGCUUUCUGAUGUGGAAUAUGUGGAGGAAUUGAUACAACAAGCAGGCGUAGUGGUUGUGCCAGGACGUGGAUUUUUCCAUGGAAAUGAAAGUUGCAAAUAUCAAAAGAGAUAUAUUAGGGUUGCAUUCUGCAAAAGUGGAGCCACACUCAAUGCUGCAGCACAAAAGUUUGGUGAGCUUAUUAAUGCUAAAGCUUGUCCCAAGAUACUCUACCAGAGAAAAUGACGCUGAUAUUUCACAUUUGUUGGAUUUAAUAAUAGUGGACCACUGUAGCUGUAACCAAAAUUCAUUGAAAAAAAAGUAAACACAAUUCUAUUUAAUUAAGGAAAUAGAAUAAAAUAAAAGGAAAAGCACUUGGAAAUACGCCCCUUUUUCAUGUUGGGAUGAUAAGAUUUUUUUUUAUUUUUUUAAAUAGUUUGUUUUAGCUCCCUUAUGUUUAAAAGUUACUUCAAUUUGAUCCUUUGUUCGUAGUUUU
Molecule: messenger RNA, 1707 nt
Organism: Gossypium raimondii (Peruvian cotton)
Lineage: Eukaryota; Viridiplantae; Streptophyta; Magnoliopsida; Malvales; Malvaceae
Exons: 9
Coding region: 258-1457 (399 amino acids)
Biological process (GO): biosynthetic process
Cellular component (GO): cytoplasm
Molecular function (GO): pyridoxal phosphate binding; L-kynurenine:2-oxoglutarate transaminase activity
Source: RefSeq, a predicted model, not a curated record